GGUUCCGCCUCCUCCGCCGCCUCCCCGCGGCCGCCGCCGCCAUGUUGGAUGGUGCGUGUGGGUGUCAAGCGCAGCCCGCGGCCGCCGGGCACCGGGACACCGGGACACCGCGCCCGCCCCGCGCCCGCAGUGAUGAGGAUUUCUUCAGCCAAAUCUGUUGACCCAAUUGCUGCUGAAGCUGCUUUYCUACUGACUUUCAGCUCUGUUUGGACAGGGAUGAGGCUUGUGACAACAGCAGUCAUGAUUUUAAUUUUCUCGUGUCAUUCUCUUGAGGAGAGGAAAUGAUUGUAGUGGAACGUGUUACAAAUAAGCCACUGCUACGGAGCCUUCGCUGUUUAGAAACGUUGCUGCAAGAGCAAAUUUAGCCCUUUGCUGUUUGUGUUCUGGAAUCUGUCUUGGUAAAAAGGGAAAUAAAAAUGACGACUUCGUCUAUCAGACGGCAGAUGAAGAACAUUGUGAACAAUUACUCAGAGGCCGAAAUAAAAGUUCGAGAAGCGACCUCAAAUGACCCCUGGGGUCCUUCCAGUUCACUGAUGACUGAAAUAGCAGAUCUGACCUACAAUGUUGUGGCCUUUUCUGAAAUUAUGAGCAUGAUCUGGAAACGACUGAACGACCACGGCAAGAACUGGCGACACGUGUACAAGGCCCUGACUCUCUUAGAUUACCUGAUUAAAACUGGCUCUGAGAGGGUGGCCCAGCAGUGUAAAGAGAAUAUUUUUGCUAUCCAGACAUUGAAAGAUUUUCAGUACAUUGAUCGAGAUGGGAAAGACCAGGGCAUCAAUGUGAGGGAGAAAUCCAAGCAGCUGGUGUCCCUCCUGAAGGAUGACGAGCGCCUCAAGACAGAGAGGGCCCAAGCUCUGAAGACCAAAGAACGCAUGGCUCAGGUGGCCACUGGGGUGGGCAGCAACCAGAUCACCUUUGGCCGAGGCUCCAGUCAGCCCAACCUUUCCACCAGCUACUCAGAGCAGGAGUAUGGGAAGUCUGGAGGAUCCCCAGCAUCCUACCAUGGCUCUACAUCCCCUCGAGUCUCCUCGGAGCUCGAGCAGGCCCGGCCCCAGACGAGCGGGGAAGAGGAGCUGCAGCUGCAGCUGGCGCUGGCCAUGAGCCGGGAGGUGGCGGAGCAGGUCGGUGCCCGUGAGGAGCGCCUCAGACGCGGAGAUGAUCUGAGAUUACAGAUGGCUCUGGAGGAGAGUCGCAGAGACACAAUUAAAAUUCCCAAAAAGAAGGAGCACACCACUUUGUUGGACCUGAUGGAUGCCCUGCCCUCCUCGGCACCGGCCCCACCCAAAACGGAGCCUUGGGGACCUCCUGCUGUCCCAGCCUCGAACCAAACGGAUCCCUGGGGAGGAUCCACAGCUGCAGCUCCUGCCUCUGACCCCUGGCAAUCAUUUGGUGCCAAACCAGCUGCUUCCGUUGACCCUUGGGCAGCACCAGCAGGAUCCACAGCUCAGCCUCUGUCCAAAAACGUGGACCCUUGGGCUCCUGCUCAGCCAUCUUCUACUGCAGCAAAAUCUUCUGUGGAUCCCUGGGGAUCAGCACCCGCAAACAAACCUCUCUCUACUUCCGGAAGUACAUCUUUUGACCUCUUCAGUAAUUUGAAUGGUACAGUUAAAGAUGAUUUUUCUGAAUUUGACACACUUCGAACUUCCAAAAAGCCAGCUGAUUCAGGUUCCACUCUGCCAUCCCAGCACAGCGGUACCACGAGUCCCGAUCUCUUUGACUCGCAGCACUCCAGUGGGACAUCAGGCAAACAGAGCGCAGCCCGRAAAACCCCAGAGUCCUUCCUGGGCCCCAACGCUGCCCUGGUGAACCUGGAUUCCCUGGUGUCUAAGCCAGCACAGCCUGUUACUUCACUGAACCCGUUCUUGGCACCAGGCGCCGCUACAGCACCGACUCCAAUCAACCCCUUCCAGGUGAACCAGCCUCAGCCACUGACCCUGAACCAGAUGAGAGCGAGUCCCGUGAUGGGAAGCAGCCCCUCCUUCAGCGCUGUGCCCCCGAUGAGCAUGGAGCCAAUACCUCUGUCUUCCAUGGCCCCCGUGCCCGUGGGAAUGGCACCGAUCCCGGCCAUGGGCCCCGUGGCGUCGCUCACCAGGAUGGGCCAGGGGCUGAGCAUUGCAGGAUCAAUGCCCCAAGCUCUGCACAGUACAGCAAUGCCGCCGGCAGCCUCGCAGUCUGCAAAUACAACUAACCCUUUCCUCCUAUAAAGACCCGAUUAAAGGAACUUUUCUUUUCCUAGUGUUUCCAGGCUGAAGUCUUUCCAGCGAAACGAACGUGGCCUGUGUGGACUGAGCGGUGUGUGAGAGACUUGGAAGUAGAUUUGCAGUUUACAGUUAUGAUCUUUGAAGAGUUGUCUCUACUUACCAGUUAAUCUAAAUCUAGUCUUUGCUACAGAUGGUACCUUACUUUGGCUUGUUGAGCAUCAUGUGAAAAUGUUCAGACUUUCCACCAAAGUUAGAUUCUGCCCAUUUUUGUUACUUUGUUAAUCAUUUCAAAUACACUUUCUAGGGAGAGAACCUGCCAUUUGAGAACUCCGUCGGCUAUUUUGUAGAUGUCAGAUCAUGUGCUGGAUUCCUGAAUUUACUCCUCCCCUGCAUCUGUCACUUCCUCUGCCCGUAAGAUAGAGCUGAGAUUCCGAGUGCUAGUGAAUGUUUUGCACAUAACUACACACAGUUCUAGACUGUUGGUUCACCCAUAGUCCUUACUCUUAGAAGAGACCGACCCGGAGGGCCCAGGGGGGCUUGGUUUUUAUGCAUUAAACAUUGCAAACUCGCACUGCUUUGGUAUCUCUGAGGUGGGACUGAGCAAAGCAAGCUUGUCUCAAAAGGAAAAUGACACAAAACCCCAGACAAAAACACCCAAGACCAUGCUCGAGUUGUGCUGUCGUGUGCAGUGUUGAAUUCCUACACUACUCUAAGGACUCCUGGAACUCUCUGUGAGUGGCUGCACUCGUGCUGAGUGAGUGUCCUGCUCUGUGCUUGUCCAGUACCAGCUUCGUUUGGAAGUUUUUUCAUGUGUAUUUUGUUUUUAUUUGACUUACGAUGUGAGUUGAAAGAAAAAAAAAAAGGAAAAAAAAAGAGAAAAAAAAAAAAAAGGAAAUACAGUGGGACAACUUUGAAUUCA
Messenger RNA from Malurus melanocephalus (red-backed fairy wren), 3123 nucleotides. It is a transcript of the gene EPN2, whose product is annotated as epsin 2. Gene Ontology annotation, biological process: endocytosis. Gene Ontology annotation, cellular component: endosome; plasma membrane; clathrin vesicle coat. The record is from RefSeq and is a predicted model, not a curated record. Gene Ontology annotation, molecular function: clathrin binding; phospholipid binding. The transcript is spliced from 10 exons. The coding region runs from base 417 to 2207 and encodes 596 amino acids. Lineage: Eukaryota; Metazoa; Chordata; Aves; Passeriformes; Maluridae.